Messenger RNA from Procambarus clarkii (red swamp crayfish), 5224 nucleotides. The record is from RefSeq and is a predicted model, not a curated record. Lineage: Eukaryota; Metazoa; Arthropoda; Malacostraca; Decapoda; Cambaridae.
CUUAUGAUGGUGACUUCUGUUGUCAUUCUUCUAAAGGACUCUUUCCUCGUUAUUUCAGUAAUUAUAUGAGGUGUAGCACAAAGGCCCAGUGGAAAUGGAUUGACUAUACAAGAGUAUGAUCUGGGAAUAUGUUGGCUACCGCGCACUAGUGUAGAGUAAUAUCGGUGUCAUUAGUAGUCGUCGAGUCAAAAGUGUUUUAGCACAGUGGACAGUGGGAAUGUUUUCAGGGAAGUCCUCGCUGAGCGUCCUGACGGCCGAGCUCAACCUUCAUUUCAGUUUCAUUCCUGUAGUGGUACGGUGAUUGACACAGUUCCCCUUAUUGGACAGUACGUCGGGAAGCUGAGCAACCUGAUACUGGGCAAAUACUGUUGAGCAGGCAGCAGCCAACCCGGAUAUCAACAGUGACCAUGCUACCAGCCCCAGUAACCAGGAUGAUGGUAGGCUGAUAAAAUAAUGUCUGUAGCCGCCAAUGCCAACCACCUUCACCAGCUGAGUGUCACAGCUGUAAGUGGGGAAUUGUCUGGCAUAAGCAGCAUCUUCAAUAAACCAUCAGCAUAUGUGGAACUUCUGGUGGAUGGUGUGCAACAGAAGAAGACUCAGCACAUUAAACAUAAUGCUCAUCCAAAAUGGAAUGAAUCGUGCACAGUAUUGGUAACCAAAGACUCGGUACUGGUAUUUCGUGUCAGUGACCAUCACACACUGGUACGAGAUUCUUUGAUCGGGGAGGCUAUUCUUAACCUAGCUGAUGUUGUAGCUAAGAGUGAUGGCAAGUCUAGCUCCUCUCACACCCUUUCCCUCAGCCCACCAGCCAGUAAUGUACCAUCAGUUGUUUCACCAACUCCCACCAUAACUGUCUCACUUGAUGGUCUACGCACCUUUACUACUAGACAAAGAGAAACAAAUUAUAAUCUUCCAACAGUUGUAAAUGUUAGUGGUGGUAAUAUUAGUGGUGGGAACACUGUAACAGUUCGUGUAGGAGGCAAAACUCCCCCGCCAGUCCCACCUCCACCUCGGCAAAUUCAACCAGAUGCAAAUCCUAGAGAAAUAUUACCUGCGAUACCCUCGGCCAUUGGUCCAUCUUCUUCAGUGUCCACUAUCACCCACACUUCUGGAGUGCAAACCCCACAACCACAGCUUCCUGCAAUUAACAGUGAUGGCCAGUCUUCUUCCACCCAUCCAAGUGUGCGCCCAAGGAAAAGUGUUGUCAAUGGAUCAGCCGUUUUAGUCUUAGGAGGAGAGAGCCCUACUGAAGGCUGUGCGAGUCAAAAUGGAACUCCAAAUGGUACACCAAAUGGACCAAGUGUAACUACCAGAUCAUCGUCAUCUACUCCAACAGCUACCCCAGUCGUGCCUCAAGCCAGUCACCAGGCAACACAUCCCGCACUUCCCAGCAACAGCACCAUCAAUGGUCAGCUUCCUACAAGCACAGUCUCUUCAGCUUCCUCUUCGCCUGUGCCCAGACCCACUCCUCCUGUGGUUGCACCCAGAGCACCAAAUCGCCACCACCGAGCCCACAAAACUAAGCGUAACUCAGCAGAUGGUAGUAAUAGUGCAGCUCCAGCCAGUGGUGGUAGUGGAGGAAAUAGCAGUAAUGGGGCUGCCAGUUCAACGUCCAGUGGAGGAGGUAGUAACGCUACUAGUCAACCUAAUGCUGCAAGUGGUCAAGAAGACCCUCUUCCUCCAGGUUGGGAAAUGAGAUAUGAUCAUUAUGGGAGGCGCUAUUAUGUAGAUCAUACGACCCGUUCCACCACCUGGGAGAGACCAAAACCAUUACCUGUUGGUUGGGAGGCACGUAGAGAUCCUCGGGGACGAGUCUAUUAUGUUGAUCAUAAUACUCGGACUACCACCUGGCAACGACCAACUGUGGAAAAUAUUAGGCAAUAUGAAGAAUGGCAGGGUGAGCGGCAACACAUUGCCCAGUUGAGUUCUCAGCGAUUCCUUUACCCUAAUCAAAACCAAGAAACAGACAAUAAUGAUCCACUUGGACCCUUGCCAUCUGGAUGGGAAAAAAGACAGGAGCCAAAUGGAAGAAUCUACUUUGUUAAUCAUCGUAAUAGAACAACUCAGUGGGAUGAUCCACGAACUCAAGGGAUGGUCUUGGAAGAAGAAGCUCUUCCAGCUGGAUGGGAAAUGCGUCUCACAGAAGAUGGGCGGCAGUAUUUUGUUGAUCAUAAUACCCGACAAACAACUUUCCAAGAUCCCCGGCCUGGAGCUAAGCAAAUCAAUGCCAGCAGAGGGCAGUAUGGAAUUCCAAUGGUGUACGAACGAUCAUUCAGGUGGAAGUUAGGACAAUUCCGCUAUUUAUGUCAUAGUAAUGCCGUAACUGGUCAUAUCAAGAUAAGCGUAACUCGGCAGACGCUGUUUGAAGAUUCUUUCCAUCAGGUGAUGCGACUUCCAGCUUAUGAACUGAGGAGACGGCUCUUUAUUAUAUUUAGAGGAGAAGAUGGCUUGGAUUAUGGUGGCGUGGCAAGAGAAUGGUUCUUCCAGUUAUCCCAUGAAGUCCUCAAUCCUAUGUACUGCCUGUUUGAGUAUGCCAACAAGAAUAACUACUCGCUACAGAUCAACCCAGCCUCAGAAGUCAACCCUGAUCAUUUAACUUACUUCAAGUUCAUUGGUCGUUUUAUUGCAAUGGCUUUGUAUCAUGGAAAGUUUAUCUACUCAGGAUUUACCAUGCCAUUCUACAAACGCAUGCUCAAUAAGAAGUUGACCAUGAAGGACCUGGAAUCUAUUGAUCCAGAAUUUUAUAAUUCUCUCUGCUGGAUCAGAGAUAAUAACAUAGAGGAAUGCUGCCUUGAGAUGAAUUUCUGCACAGACUUUGAAGUGCUCGGUAAAAUAUCAGAGGUGGAAUUGAAGCCUGGAGGCAAGGAUAUCCAAGUUACUGAAGAAAAUAAAGAGGAAUACAUAGAGCUAAUGAUGCAGUGGCGACUGACACGCGGUCAAGAGGCUCAAACGCGACAUUUUUUGGAAGGCUUUUCAGAAGUGGUGCCUCUAGAAUGGUUAAAAUAUUUUGAUGAACGAGAGCUAGAACUGCUGCUGUGCGGUAUGCAAGAGAUUGACAUCAACGACUGGCAAAAGAAUACCAUUUACCGACACUACAAUAGGUCAUCUAAACAGAUCAUUUGGUUUUGGCAGUUUGUAAGAGAAAUUGAUAAUGAAAAGCGGGCAAGAUUACUACAGUUUGUGACUGGGACCUGUCGAGUACCAGUUGGAGGCUUUGCUGAACUUAUGGGAAGUAAUGGUCCACAAAAGUUCUGCAUAGAAAAGGUUGGGAAGGAGACGUGGCUGCCGCGGUCCCACACCUGCUUCAAUCGCCUCGACUUGCCUCCAUACAAGUCCUAUGAACAGUUAGUGGAGAAAUUGACAUUUGCUAUUGAGGAAACUGAAGGAUUUGGACAGGAAUAAAUUUGUACAGAGAGUUCUUGACCAAAUUCAAUAUAGUAACAGUAGAGUACUGUACAGUAUAUGUAAUAUUACAAGUGAAUUUUCAUAUAGAAAACAAAAUAUAUAUAUAUGUAUAUAUAUAUAUCAUGCACAUGUGCACACACAAAUACAAAUAUACAUAUAUAUGUAUAUAAACUACAUAUACAGUCAUUUGAUUACUUGAAAAAAAAUGCAUUAUAUUGACAUUGCUGUGCAUCUGUUUUGGUGAUAGUACGAGUAGCAGAAAAUUGCCAAGAAACAUUCUCCAGGUUGUGUUUUGCUGGCCAUAUUUGGGCUGCAGUGGUCAGCAUUGGCCAAUUCUUGUUUCUUGCCUUGGCUGAUCUUUUAUGAAAACAUUGUGGUACUUUAUUUUUAAGCAUACAGUAUUGCUGUCAGAUUUAUAUUUUGUGUGGUGUUUAUAUAUUUUGUAGAGUUUAUUUGAUUUUGCAAAACAGUGCUAAGUAAUUGGCCACAUAUAUUAUUUUGCAGUUAUAUUUAUUAUUAUUACCAGAAAAACUUCCUUAUCAGAUUGAAAAAUAAAAAAGUUAUUUGAUUAGAUUUCCUGCAGUAUAUGUUAAACUUCCAAUCUUCGUGAUCCUGAUGUUAUGCAAUGGGUAAAGCAGUGUUGAAAGUGAGCUGUCUUCACUGGGACAGUCAUAAUGUCUGCUGAUACACUGUAAUGGUCUGAAUGAUCUGUGCAAUCAAAAUAUUAAUCCAGAAGAUAUAUUAUCACUUGAGAGAAACGUCUUACUUUUUAAGAAGUCUUUAUUGUAGAUAACAUAUUACUUACAACAGAUUUCUGCAGAUCUAAAGAAAAACUAUUUUUGUUUAUCAUUAAACUUGAAGAAGACUUAUCUUGUGGGGAAAUUAGUCAAAUCAAGGCAUGCCCUUUUAUGUAUUCUUUCCAGGUUGUUAGUAGCCUCUGCCUUAAGUCAGUUGCUGUCAGUGGAAUCAUUCCUGUAAAGGCAUGUAUUGUCUCAUUAACACUGAUCUCUCUUGCUUUUAACAGCUAAAUUUUACUUGGCCUUGUGUAAAACUGUAUUAGAAGUAUGAAUGAAAAAAUGAAUAUUUGGAGUUAAUAUUGUAUGUCUGGUUUGACAGUUUGCAAGUUGACUUGCCAACAAUAUUUUUUAUCAACGUGAAAUUGCUACACAAGUCAGGUCAAACCUUAUCAUUGUACAGCAUUCUUGGCCUCAAAUAAAGUUCAUUGCCCUGGAAAGGUUUUGUAUGAACUUAAUUUACACUUAUAAAAUAUAAAGACAAAUAUGGCACUAAAACAUUUACAAUUUGAAAGAAACUUGAUUACUGUGUAUGACAAGCAUAUCUCUGCUUGUCAUAUAUAGUAACAAUAUAUAUAUAUAUAUAUUAUUGCUUGCUUGCUCUCUUUCCUCUCUAUAUAUCUAUCUAUCUCAUGCUCUCUUUCGUGGGUUCUGUCUUUCAUGCUCUCUCACAUGCUCUUUCUUGCACGUUCUCUCUUUCCCUUUCUCUUUAUCCAUGGGGUAUAAGCUGACAAAAACACAAGCAAGUGGUAAAUCUGUGAAUGUCACUUGUCGUUGACUUUGAGGAUAUGACUUGCCCCUACCAGCUGGUAUCCUAGCACUGGAUUAUAAUGUAGAUGAAUAUUGCAACAUGAUGUGUUCUAUGAUUUGCAGUAAGCAUACCUCUAAAGUGUCACAAUUAUUAGGUGUAAAGUCUCACUAGUUCAGAUUUUUAUGAUUACACUCGAUGAGAAGAGGAUCUUGUCAAUAUUGUUAACUCGGGUACCCAUGAAUGACGAAAACUACAAAUAAAAUGAUGUACGAAU